Cladocopium goreaui is the source of this 1779-nucleotide messenger RNA. The record is from the annotation of a GenBank genome assembly. NCBI's taxonomy places the organism in Eukaryota, Dinophyceae, Suessiales, Symbiodiniaceae.
AUGGAUGUUGGUGGAUUGGGCGCCAAGUGGGAAGCACAGCAGGGGAUAAGGGAGCGCAUCCGAAAGGAGCGUAAGCUGUGCCUCCAUCCCCUGAGUCAGCGAUACUGUGAGCCCACCAGGCCCAACUCAGUCACCAAUGCGAUGGUGUUGCGGCCUGCCUUGGAGAUUCUGAAGGAUACCCCGGGCUGGAAACUGCCGCACAUAGAACCCUUGCAAGCUGAGAUCUAUCAGCUCUUCCAGCGUGUUGGCACCCCCGUCGAGGAUCAGUACGUCUACACGUCGUCCAUGGAAAUCAAGAAGUUGCUUGGAUUCAUCAAAAGGCGGUGCACCAGGCGUGAGGUUCUGACUCGUCGCCAACAACUUGACGCCAAAAAGAACAAGAAGGAUGCCCAGGAGGAUGAGCCGAAGGAGGAUGAGCAGAAGGAUGAAGCAGAGCAGCCAGGAAGCGAUGAUGAACCACAGGAGGUGAUGAAAAAACCAGCGUCAAGGAAGGCAGGCAAGGAGAAAACUCAGCCCAAGGCCAAGGCCAAGGGCAAAGCUAAGUGUAAGGCGAAAGCAUCCCCGAAGCGCAAAGCUUCCCCAAAGAAAGCACCCAAAAGUCGUGGUAGGAAGUCGAAGGAAGGCAAAGGUGCUGAGGACCAGGAAGAUGAGAAGGAUGAGGAGGAAGAGUCAACACCUGAACGCAAAGACCUUUCAAAGGAGUUUAAGCAUGCUGCUCAGGGCAAGACUGACCCCCCCGAGCCUGAGCACAAACCCAAGAGGAAAGCCCGCAAGAGCAAAAACAAGAACAAGAACAAGGAGGCUGAGAAAGGUCAGGGAUCUGCUGAAGGUGAUGCUGAGCCCCCCAAAACCCGCCGCCCCCGCAAGAGCAAGAAAGAGGAUCAGGGGAAUCAAGGGGAUGAUGCUGAGGAGCCACAGCCCAAGAAAAAAACAAGGAAAAGCCGUCGAGCCCCCCCUCCCGAGUUGAUGAACCAGGUUGAUGUGAUGUAUGACAAGAUGAUGGUAGGAGUCAUUACCCAAACGUUGAAAGAAGUGAAGAGCAUGACAGUUGAUGAACUGAAGGAUUACCUGUGCAAUAAGAAGCUUGACCUCCCCAAUGACAAGUGUGAGUUGAAUGUGUAUUGGACCCAGACAGCUGCUGCUGUCCGCUUCAAGCUCAUCCCAUCAAAACCCGAUUCUUCCAGAUUCUCUUACAAGAUCGGCACGUGGAACACCCGUAUGGCUGCUGCUUUCAUCUCCUCCUAUCUCAUGGCUUCGUGGAUGGAGACCCAAACGGAUGACAUCCUGCUUGAAUACGAGGAGCCCUUUGGGCCUGUCAUGUACGAGAUGGCCAGGAUCAAGGUCAAUGCCAACGCUGCUUUGGAAGCGUUCACGGGGCCAGAGCAAAUGGAAGAUGCCUCGGCCACGGCGAGCUCACAAGUGGGCUGUGAAGCAAUGGUGCUCCUGACUCUGCUUGUGAUUUGGACGGAGCCAGGCACAUUAGUGCAACGAGUGGGCUGGUGGAUGGCUAUGUAUGGUGGUCCCACACCUAAGCGGCAUGUUGCCUACAGCAAUAGCCCUGCGAUAUCAAGGAUCAACCUGGGGCGACUGGAGGGUUGGGAUCAGAAAAUGAAAGCCCAAGAAGCGGCUGGAGCCCCACGGGUGCAAACUUGUAUCCAGUACUUUGAUAAAAAGAACCAACGCCGCUACAAAGGGGCACCAGCUCUUAAGGCCAGUGAGUCCGGGCCCCACUUGCUGACAAGCAUUGAUGCAACACACAAGUGUUUUCAGAUCUUUUAA